GCACCAUGCCGGGUCAGUUGGCCAGACUAGUUCACGAAGUGCGGUCACGUCAAGACGCUUCUCUGCUCGCUUCCGGUAAAUAUAACUCUUAUUUCGAAGUUUGGAGACUGAAAACAGCCAGCAUAUACCGUCAGCUUCACCGUACGUCAAGUUGGUCUCUGUCCGACGAGUGUUCUGGGCCCCUAGAAAGAUACGCAAACUUUGCGACUCGAUUCAGCGAUUUUAAGUUUUGCCGAAACUUUUUUUUUUUUAGUUUCUUUUACUUUUUUUUAUUUUCGUUUAUUUGUUUCUUUCCGCACCAACAACUGAUUCGGAUGUAUAAGUGCUUAGUUAUCUUAUCCAGAUCAUAUGUGAAGUUUGGCUAUUUGCAAAAGAAAAUGGGUGAAAACGUUGAUUUUAUCUUAUCACGGUCCAAUGAAAUCUAAUUGAAAGAAACAGCUUGAUACAUUAUGCAAGAGAUAAUGCAUUAAUAUUAUUGACAGCUAACUCCUUUCAAUUAUCAUAAGGAAGAAGAAAAAGUGAAAUUACAAGAGGCGGUACCCACCACCAGUAGGUCUGCAAGAGGAUCGAAGGAAGGGAGCUUAUUCUCAGAAGGGAAGGUCCAGAGAACAUCAGGAAAUGGAAGGGAAUUCUUCAGUGAAAUGUGAACAUAGAAAACAUUACGAAGUACGAUACAACUAUGAUAAGUGAUUAAUACUGCAAUAAUUAGUAGUGAUUUUCGUCACUCCUCGGUAUUACUUACAGUUCUGUUCGAUAAAACAAACAAAAUAUAAAGAUCAUGACUAGGCCUCGGAAAUUGAGGUGUUUCCCAUGAUGUACUGAAUUGCAUCCAUGAAAUUACAGUUCUAGGGAGAGAGAGGGAGAGGGAGAGAGAGAGCGUGCGCAAUUAAAAGAUUUUUUUAGUGGGAGGAACUGAGAAAGUAAAAAACUGAGUAUCCAUAUCCUUUUCCGUCAGUGAAGUUUAUCUAAAUACCGUAGAGUAAUGUAAAGUUGAUUUUUCUACAUGUUUUAAGGAAAAUUCCAUUUUUUAAGGACUUUAGUAAACGGACUAACAUAACAGUUAUGCAAUAAGCGUUCUACGUAAGCCACAAAAAGAACACGCAUUUCUUCUUAUAGGUUUGAACAUGUAGUGUUUCAAAGGCCCUUAGAUACACUGGUGAACAAAUAGUGAAUGUGGCCAUACGUCUGUAAGUCAAUUCUAUAAAACUUUAGCUCAGCAAUAAGUUUAUCUAAAUUCAUAUAAUGCCACCAGAUGGUUCAAGGUAAUUUGCAGAGGAAAAAAUAUAUAGGCCAUGAUGUCGGUAUGGGAUUCCGACUUCAAAGUAACAUCCCGUCCCAAAUAACAUAGUAAUAGUUUGUGAUGUACUUUUCAAAGGAAGUAUCGUGUAAAGUUUUAUAUUUACGACGUUAGUCAAGUAUCUGAAGCGACUCUGUAAUAUGCGAGUGUUUUCCGUACAUUUCAAUUCUAUUGCUGCGUCGCGGAUUUUGUUGAGAACUCUCGAAACAAUGGUCUCAUGAGCGGUCUGUAUUUAGAUUUAAUCAUGUUCAGUGACGGUGGAACGCAUCAAAGUGAUAUAUUAAUUUUCCCAACGGUGAUAUAACUACUGUCUUCAAAGAUGUAGAAAAAAUAUGAGCAGCAGACAGACGCAAUAAUGUCUAAGUGUUGAAACCUCGACGUCAAAAUUAAUUCUGAAAUAAUGGAUACAAUACACAGCAGCGCCAGCAGUAGCACAUCCACGGCCAUGUCCUCCUUGACGGGGUCUAUGAUGUCCGCCCUAACGACAGCGGCGUCGACGACGACUCCAGCGCCGCCCCCAGUCAUCGCCCUGGACUACUUCGCCCAAGAGGAGUCGUCCUACCAGAGGCUCCUACGCAACCUCUCAGCCAGCUACCCGGACAUCGACUGGGCUGACAUAAACCUCCUCAACAACCUGACGGACUACUACGACACGACGGAGAUGACCCGGGGCUUGGACGCCAACUCCACGUCGCCCACGUACCUCUACGAGGUGCCCACGGGCAUCGUUGUCCUCCUGUCCAUCUUCUACGGGUCCAUCUCUCUCGUGGCUGUCGUGGGGAACUCCCUCGUCAUGUGGAUCGUAGCCACCUCGAGAACCAUGCACUCCGUCACCAACUACUUCAUCGCCAAUCUGGCGUUGGCCGACAUCAUCAUUGCCGUUUUCGCCAUUCCUUUCCAGUUCCAGGCGGCUCUUCUACAGCGCUGGAACCUGCCUCACUUCAUGUGCGCCUUCUGUCCAUUCUUCCAGACGGUCAGCGUCAACGUCUCCAUCUUCACUCUGACGGCGAUCGCCGUCGACCGCUACAGAGCCAUCGUCUUCCCGUUAAACGCGCGACCGUCGAAAUUCAGAAGCAAGGUUGUCAUAGCGUUUAUUUGGUUAUUCAGCACAACACUAGCCGUUCCUCAAGCCAUCGCACUGAGAGUAAAAAUUUUUGUUGAUCCUGUCACCAAUGAGGAAAAAACCUUCUGUUCUGCGGUUGGGAUCGACCGCGAUGUGAUGCAGACAUAUUCCCACGUCGUGGUCUGUUUACAGUAUUUUCUCCCGUUGGGUAUAAUCAGCUUCGCAUACAUCAGGAUGGGCUGGGAGCUGUGGUGCUCCCAAGUACCCGGCAACGCUGAAGAUGCCCGGGACGCGCACGUUUUAAGAAAUAAGAAAAAGGUUAUCAAAAUGCUUUUCAUAGUUGUGGCACUUUUCGCUUUGUGUUGGGCUCCUUUGCAGUCCUAUCAUAUCCUGCAAGAAAUCUAUCCAGCUGUUAAUAAAUAUCGUUUCAUCAACAUCAUAUGGUUCUGCUGUCAUUGGCUGGCGAUGAGUAACAGUUGCUGUAAUCCGUUUAUCUACGCCAUAUAUAACGAAAAGUUUAAACGAGAAUUCCGGCACAAAUUCAGGUGGUUCUUUAAGAACGACACCCCGAGCGAGAUGAGUGAAUUUGAGAGAUCCAGGUAUAAUAUUUCCUUCAGGUACCCUGUGGAACGAAGGGUAUCGACCACAGAGCACCGUCUCUCUCGCACCGAAGCCGUGGCACUCAAUGGCACCUCACGUUCAUCUUGCAAGUCGACCCUGAGUACAGGCUCGACGCUGAGGUCCUCCUUGAGCACGGGAUACCGCCUGAACGCCUCACCGAACAACCUGGGGCGUAGCCACAACGGGACGUCCGUCACAGAUCUUCGUCAGAAUGCCCAGGAGGUCCACGUGUGCGUGCCCCUCAAGUGCCCGCCGCAUUUACACCCUGAGCCGUUCCUUGCUAAGGGGGACACCAGUAUGUAAAAGCCUGGAAGCCCUGCAAGGCGUUUCACGAACGACGUUCUCGUCUAUUCCAGUCAUAGUUUUGUAAUUAGCGUCGGGUUUCGUUCAAGAAGUUUCUUCUUCUUUUCGAACUGAGAGACUGACUUAUAAAAACGGUAGGCCUAUUUUCCGCAACAUAUUUGUUAUUUGUUUGAUUUUAUUAUGGCUCGUCAACGUCCUCUUUUUUUUUUUUUCCUUUUUCGUCGAAGUAACUUUCUGUAAUAUCAAAUCAUCAACAGACAAAUUCAGUUCUCAUAAGGACGUUUCAUCAAUGACCACAACCUCAUACAAUAUGCUGCAACACCCACCGAUGUAUAUAUCUUCUUUUUAUCGUCAUCAUAAUCAUUUCUAUCAUAAACCGACCUCCUUUAUUGCGGAAGAGGGUUAAAAAAAAGACCUGAGAACGAGAUCUUUUGGUCGAUCGAAGAUUAAUAAAAAGGAUAUAUUUAUUUGUAAGAGCGGAUUUUAUUGAAGAAGACUUGAUCUUAUCUGCAUGAAAUUAUACUGAACUUGUUGAUCGGUAACAUGUUUUGGAUUUUGAAAAGCAUAUUAAUAUGAAAGUGAUCGUGUAUUAAUACUAAGAUUCCGAUCAAAGUUCCGUACCUGUUUUACGAUGUCAGAUUCUUUUAGUGAUAAAGGUGAAAUCGACGGAAUAGAUGCCAAUUUCUAGAAAACCUAACAACACGCAUAGAAAACAAUAAUAAGUUAAUUAAGGCAAACGGUGCUUACGUUAUGUUGCCAAAGAUAUACGAGGUGUUUUUAAAAUAUUUUACGGCAAGACUUGAACCGCAAGUAACAAAGAAAAAAAAAUGCUGUUCCAACCAGCGGAGACUAUUCCUUUUCUCUCGGAUGCGAUUCCAAGCUCUCAAGGGGGAGUGAGAGAAGAGAUGUCGUUUCUUAGAGCUAAGGAAAGGCCCCCAAAAAAGGACAGCAAAAUGGACUCUACAUUCCGAAAAAGAAAAAAGCCCGGACUAAGAAGAAAAGAAAUGUGGGAAGCAGUGAAGACAGAAAAUAAAAGAAAAAAGGGGGAUGGGACUACAAAACAUUGAACAAGGGCAAAGGGACGAGAUAUUUCCAGGAUAACAAAAACAUCUCGCUUUUCUUAUUCCUCUCCAGAAAAGGUAGAACUGGCUUAAAUGCCACCUGCCAGAGGCACUUCUAAAAGCAGCGGUGUUCCUGUGAUUCUGCUACCUUGGGUAUGAGGUUGAGUACAUAAAAUUAUGCAUGAUAAAGAAACUAAUGGAAAAGUUGGUCGAUAUGGACCUUGAAAAGUGAUUGUGAAUUUUAUAGUUUACUGAAAGUAUUAUAUCUGAAGCUUACAAAGCAGAACUAUUCAAUGUCAAGUAAUUGCACAAUUCCUAGAUUUGUUGUGAAGA
Molecule: messenger RNA, 4678 nt
Organism: Macrobrachium nipponense
Lineage: Eukaryota; Metazoa; Arthropoda; Malacostraca; Decapoda; Palaemonidae
Product: substance-K receptor-like
Exons: 11
Coding region: 1698-3284 (528 amino acids)
Biological process (GO): G protein-coupled receptor signaling pathway
Cellular component (GO): plasma membrane
Molecular function (GO): neuropeptide Y receptor activity
Source: RefSeq, a predicted model, not a curated record